GAUGGAGCUGUGUGCGCAUGCGCGGGACGGUGGUGUAGUAACUCCUCCCAGCCGGCGAGGACGCAAUGGUUGGGUGUUGUAAUGGGGGCAGAGAGAAUCUAUGUGCGCGAUGCAAUGUGGGAAACGGCGGGUCUGGCCAGACGGAGCUGGGAGCGCGGCUGGGGAGGGGGAAAAAACUGUGAAAAUUGGCUCGGCUGUGAGGCGACUUUUAUUUUUGACACAACGCUGUCGGGACAGACACUUAACGGUUUAUUUUGAAUUUUAAAAAAUUCUGCUCAUCCGCUUGAGUUGAGGAAAAUGUCGGAAAAUCAGCCCAACAACCCGAACCGGGUGAGAAACAACAACCUGAACCCGAACCCGCUCAUCAAUGUCCGGGACCGGCUCUUCCACGCACUCUUCUUCAAAAUGGCCGUGACAUACGCCAGGGUGUUUCCCCCAUCCUUCCGGAGAAUGUUUGAGUUCUUCGUGCUGUUGAAGGCUCUUUUUGUCCUUUUCAUUUUGGCCUACAUUCAUAUUGCCUUUUCCCGCUCUCCAAUCAAUUGCUUGGAGCAUGUCCGUGAGAAGUGGCCUCGGGAUGGGAUCCUCCGUGUAGAAAUCCAACGCAACUCUAGCCGUGCCCCCAUUUUCCUUCAGUUCUACGAAUCUGAAAACUUUGCAGGCAUGGUAAAGGAGCCAGCAGAAGAUGAAGAAGAGCUGACCAUAGAAAUGUUUGACAACAGUUCUAUACAGUUUGAACUCGACAUAGAGCCCAAAGUGUUCUUAAAGCCCUCACUUGGAAAUAAAGCAGAAGUUGUAACGCAGGUGGUACAGAAUGAUAGCCAGGGGCUCUCAUUCACUGAGGCACCUAGUAAAGGUAUGCAGCCUCUGCAGGAAACAGUCUCCGAGUUUGAGAUGCUAACAAGAGCAGUUUGGCCACAAGAGGAAUACAUAGUUGAAUAUUCACUGGAGUAUGGAUUUCUACGUCUUUCUCAGAGCACCAGGCAACGUCUAAACAUCCCAGUCAUGGUAGUCACGCUAGAUCCAACAAAAGAUCUUUGCUUUGGGGAUGGGUUUAGCCGGUUUCUUUUGGAUGAAUUCUUGGGCUAUGAUGAUAUACUGAUGUCCAGCGUGAAAGCGUUGGCUGAAAACGAAGAAAAUAAAGGAUUUUUGCGCAAUGUAGUGUCAGGAGAACACUAUCGUUUUGUAAGCAUGUGGAUGGCUAGAACCUCUUACCUGGCAGCCUUCGUCAUCAUGGUUAUUUUUACAUUGUCGGUUUCUAUGCUGUUACGUUACUCUCACCAUCAGAUCUUUGUCUUUAUUGUUGAUUUGUUGCAGAUGUUGGAGAUGAACAUGACAAUUGCAUUUCCUGCAGCUCCUUUACUUACUGUGAUACUAGCACUUGUUGGAAUGGAAGCCAUAAUGUCUGAAUUCUUCAAUGACACAACUACAGCAUUUUACAUUAUUCUAAUCGUUUGGCUUGCAGACCAGUACGAUGCGAUUUGCUGUCACACUAACACCAGCAAACGACACUGGCUCAGAUUCUUUUACCUUUAUCACUUUGCAUUUUAUGCCUAUCAUUACCGCUUCAAUGGGCAGUACAGCAGUUUGGCUUUGGUAACGUCAUGGCUCUUUAUACAGCAUUCAAUGAUCUACUUCUUCCAUCACUACGAGCUGCCUGCCAUCCUUCAGCAAAUUCGGAUUCAGGAAAUGUUGCUGCAGAACCAACAGGCUGGGCAGGCCAACCAGACAACACUCCAGGACAACCUGAACAACAAUACUGCAACAGAUAGCCCGCAGCCAAGCCCCACAGACCAAGGCAACCCCCUCAUAGCUGGUUCCGGUACAGCCCAGCUCAGUGGCACUCCCAGUCUAGCAGACAGCAUUCAGCCUGGUCGCAUGCAGAAUUCAAGUUCUGAGGUGACACCAUUAAGUGGUGAUCUGAACUGGGUGGCAGAGACGGCAGCUAUCAUAUCAGAAGGCAUUGCAGCUCCAGAACGGAAUACAUCUACAGAGGGCUCCAGCAACAUGAUUGAGCCACUAAGCAAUACCCAGGAUCUUUUAAAUGAUUCUGGUGCCAUUGAACAUAUCCAACCAAGUGCAAGCCCUGAAGAAAACAAAACAGCAAUGUGUUCAUACGGUGGUGAUCUUCAAACAGAAGUGGACCAUGACACAUUAAAUUAUCGUACAGCUGAGAACCAAGAGGGGGUUCUCACUAAAACUGACCAUCUGGACAUGUCUCCCACACGAGAUAGUGAGACCUACACACUUCCAUCUCUGUGUGGUAGGGACACUAGCUUUGACCAAUCAGAAAUAGAUCAUGGAAGCCAGUCUGAUGUUUCAAACAGUUCAGUAACAGAGACAAGUGGUCACAGCGUUUCAAGAACCUCGUGACUCUUAUUUCUGUUCUAUCUGGCAAUUUGUUAUCGGAAGACUCUUUUGCAAAGUUCUCAACAAGUGUAUGGUAGUGUUUGUGGGGGAAUCGCUAUUACAUCGAGCGUUUUCAUUUGUAAAACCAAAAUAUCCCAGUGCUUUCAGUUGGUUCCAGAAAAUGGAGUGUGGAGAGCGAAGCAGCAUGCUGUUCAGUGAGCAUUAAUGGUAGGAGUUCGAUUGGAACAAUUAACUCCUCCAUUCAGUCAUCCUGUCCAUAAUCUUCAGCAUAGCUGUGUGUGUUACUGUGAUAUUCAAGCUACUAAAAAACACAAUCGGUCUGUAAAAUGAGGAAGACCUCUCCAAAAAAAAAAGAACACAGCUGGGUACAAAAAAAGGCAGUGUCUGAAUGGCAGUAGAAGAUGGCUUGUUCCUUUGAACUCGAGGUAUACAUGUAAGUUGAUUCCACAGUGCAAUAAGUUGAUGUGUAUUGAUUCUAUUCUGCAAAGUCUCGUUAUCUGAAAGACUUUUCAGUCUUGUUUCUUGAACUGGUGCCUAAAUACAGAAGAGAUUUGAAAGGUAGUAGUGUCAGAAAUUCCCUAUAGCUUCUAAUAAACUUUGAACCUAACUAAUUUGGAUCUGAUUCUGAUUGAUUUUUCUGUUGACAAUAUUGUACUUAAGUGUAAUGUAAGAGUUUCUGUCUUUGUAUAUAUUAAAAUAAAUGAGAUCUAAA
This is a messenger RNA of Carcharodon carcharias (great white shark), 3079 nucleotides long. It is a transcript of the gene tmem259, whose product is annotated as transmembrane protein 259. Lineage: Eukaryota; Metazoa; Chordata; Chondrichthyes; Lamniformes; Lamnidae. Gene Ontology annotation, cellular component: endoplasmic reticulum. The transcript is spliced from 11 exons. Gene Ontology annotation, biological process: response to endoplasmic reticulum stress; positive regulation of ERAD pathway. The record is from RefSeq and is a predicted model, not a curated record. Bases 298 to 2370 code for a protein of 690 amino acids.